CAGAGAGAGAGAGAGAGAGAGAGAGAGAAUUUGUUGAUGGAUAGCGAGUGAAGCAACUCAACUGCAGAAAAUACUUGAAUAGAAUCCUCCUUCCACCAGACAUCGUCCCUAAAAAUCCCUAAUUCUUUUGGAUGGAUAACCCCAAAUUCAAGAAAUUAGCAAGGCAUUCGAAGAACCCUUUUCGUGGUUCUCACAUAAACAAUCUUGACGAUGGCUGUCUGAUGCUCAUUUUCAGCUUCCUCUCUCCUAUCCCAGAUAGGUAUAACACCGCCCUCGUUUGCCACAGAUGGCGUUUCCUGGCAUGUCACCCUCGGCUGUGGUUGCGCGUAGAUCGAUCUGUCAAAGAUUUAUCUCAGCCUGGAGUUUACCCUAGCAUUGAGACAGCUGUUUCUGCUGCAAGGCCGGGGGACACUAUACUGAUUGCAGCAGGAGGGAUUCACCGCACUUCUAAUAUUCAGAUUAAAAAGCCUCUUUGCCUGAUUGGUGCAGGUGAACUUCCUGAUGAUACAACACUUAUCUGCUCCCGCGGUUCUGAGAGUGCACUGGAGUUCUUGUCAACGUGCAAACUUGCGAACUUGACCGUAAGAGCAGAGCUCGGUUGCUGCCUGCUUCAUAGGAGCGGGAGGCUCACAAUUGAUGGCUGUAUUCUUCAAUGCGAGUCGAAUCCUUUAGACCAUCUAUCUCAUGCCAUUGUAACUACUGCAACUGCUCCUCGUGGGAUUCAACCUGUACUAAAGAAUACUGCGGAUUCUGUUACUGUAACGCGAACGAGGAUCGAAGGAGGUGCGAAGGCUGUGUUGACAAGCGGAACUCUCUCUCUGCAGCAAGUUCGGGUCAUAUAUACUCGCACUUCCCUGUUCUUCUGGUUCAAUGUCGAGGAAAGUUGACAAUAUCACGUCCUCCGUCCUUACUAGUAGGUUAACCGUUGUUUUCCUUUUACAUCUUAUUUUAUUUUUAUUAUUCUCUUCCCCUCUCUGUGAUUUGGAGUCUGUAUUAUAUUUUCAGCAUUGUAUUAUCUCAUGUAUUUCUAGUGUUUAACUGUGGCUGAUGUUGUAUAGUAGCCUCAAAAUUGAAUGCAACGUGAAGUGGUAAACUUUAUUUUAGUUUUUAUUUAUAUAAUUU
Molecule: messenger RNA, 1122 nt
Organism: Sesamum indicum (sesame)
Lineage: Eukaryota; Viridiplantae; Streptophyta; Magnoliopsida; Lamiales; Pedaliaceae
Gene: SKIP5
Product: SKP1/ASK-interacting protein 5
Molecular function (GO): protein binding
Source: RefSeq, a predicted model, not a curated record